Cotesia congregata is the source of this 2037-nucleotide messenger RNA. NCBI's taxonomy places the organism in Eukaryota, Metazoa, Arthropoda, Insecta, Hymenoptera, Braconidae. The record is from the annotation of a GenBank genome assembly.
AUGGGGAACUUCGGGCAUUUACCAGAGGAAGCACUAGAGUACACCAAUUUCACUGGAAAACGCGCAUCUCUGGACCAAGUCUGCAACCACCAAGGGAAAAUCCUCGCACUAUUUAUGGCGGAAAAUGGUUUUAUUCUUCUGAAUGGCAGAUCGCCUGGUGAUUCUAUGGGGGAUUUCACCUUCAGCAGUCCUCUUGGUAAUAGCACUGUUGAUUUUAUUUGGGUUGAUGUGUCUGGUCUGCAUCUUGUCGGUGAUAUGUGGGUCGAUAACCGAAUUACUGGCUCUGAUCAUUUUCCGAUCACAAUCAGUCUCUUGUUAAACGCCCCUUUGCCGGUCAACAAUGUCUGGAGUGAAGAUAGACAGUCUAAUAUUACUAAAUGGAGACCAGAGUGUGCCGAUCGAUACCGUUACUGCAUGGAAUGGUCUCCGCUGGUAAAAAUUGAUCUGAAUGAAGCUACAGUUGAAGACUUCAAUACUCAACUUAAAAAGGGGAUUGAUUCCGCAGCAAAUGAUGCUCAAAUGUCCCUGAAAGAGCAAAGCUGUACUUUUAACCACUCAUUUAAAUCUUGGUUUGAUAAGAGUUGCAGAGCUCUCAAUCAUACUCUAAAAAUACUGCUGAAGAAGUGCAAAGCCGCUGGAAAUGAUGUAUACCUUUGGUCUGAAUAUAACCGUAAGAAGAAGGAGUAUUACACCUACCUAAAGGGAAAGAAGGUGCAUCACAUCACUACUAUUCAGGAUAAAUUCGCUUGCGCAAAAAACUCGAAGGAUUUUUGGGAGGUGGUAGAAACUGUAAGAAAGCCCCCCUACCGAGCUUCAAAAGUCAGCCUUCAGAAAUGGGAAAAUUUUUUCCAGGAAGUGUAUCCCCCGCGGGAACUAUAUCUCGUGGUUAGUGAUGUACAUGAGCAUCCAAUACUAGACGCGGAGAUUACUCUGGAGGAGCUUCAACUUAGUCUGAAAAAAUCUAAAUCUGAUGACAUUGCUAUGCUCUUCCGCUCUGCUAAUCAUCUAUUAAGAGGAUUAAAAAUCUUAGAAAACUACUGCAAUCUAAACAGUAUGCAGGUAAAUAUAUCGAAAAUCAAGGUCCUGAGAGUCAGUUCCACGGGAAAAAGUCGUAGAAAAUGUCCCACAUUUCUAUUUAACGAGGAAACAAUUGAAAUGGUCAACUCAUACACUUACUUAGGUGUGGUCUUCACGGCCGGUGUAAUAGGUAUCCCCACGGUGAAAUACGCAGUCAACAAAAGUAAAAUUGCGACCGGCACUGCGCUUACAGUUCUCGCAAAACUGAAGGCUGACUCUUGGUGUGGAAAGAUUAAAAUAUACAACGGCUUAGUUAAUAGCACACUCCUUUAUUUGGCUCAGAUAUGGUGUCUUAGGCCAGAUUUCAUCGAAACAGUCGAAGCAGCGCAUUUGGACUUCUUCAAGAGACUUUUAAAUCUCCCAAAAUGCACGCCAGGUUACGCUUUACGCUCUGAAAUGAACAUUCCACACAUUGCCACCGACAUCCUACAACUUGCCAUCAACUGGGGCAUUAAGAUUCUAAAGCUAGAAAAUCACAGGCUACCGGAGUUAUGUCUAUUUCGCUUGGCUGAGUUGAGAAACUCCUCCACUAACCAACACAAGUGUAACUGGGCUCAUCAACUAUCCAACUUACUCAGGACGGUCAACGAAGAACAACUGCUAGAUAACCCGGAUGCGGAUUACCGGAGUGCUAGGAAGAAUAUUAUUCUUAGAAAGUUUCGAUGCCACCUAGCCUUGGCUGAUAGGGAGAGGUACUCUCGAUCCAGCAGCUGCCAAACAAUUUUUUCGAUUCCUCUCUUCGAGGUUAUCCCUGAAUUAACAUUGAGGGUUCCUCACCACCUCAGUAAGCCAAUCAUUCAAUUACGACUGGCAUCCAAGUAUGCGUGCUAUCUGUCGAUCAAUUCUGAAUCCAUUAACUUAUCGCCGCUAAAGGACUGCAAGUUUUGCAGCACUGGUAGCAAAGAGACUAUCCUACACGUCCUCAUUCAGUGUCCACUGUACUCUGAUCUCAGAAAAUAG